Galleria mellonella (greater wax moth) is the source of this 1504-nucleotide messenger RNA. RefSeq names its product dynein axonemal assembly factor 3 homolog (gene Dnaaf3). Gene Ontology annotation, biological process: motile cilium assembly; axonemal dynein complex assembly. Bases 66 to 1448 code for a protein of 460 amino acids. Lineage: Eukaryota; Metazoa; Arthropoda; Insecta; Lepidoptera; Pyralidae. The transcript has a single exon. The record is from RefSeq and is a predicted model, not a curated record.
GUUACCAUGACAUUGAUAUAGCAUUUCUUCAUUGUCAUUUGCGGUGAAAACACGGCUAAAGUAAAAUGUUUUGGGGUAUAAGUCCAGCUCUUGAUUUGCAACAGGAGUACCUUAAACACGGUGACGAAAAUGCAUAUGAAUUGAAUUUCUUGGUCAUCGGAGGUUGUGAUGGAAGACAUCUUAUGAAGACAUUGGCGCAAGCCUACCGACACACAAGACGUUAUAUGAAUCUUUUUGUUAUCGACGGAUGCCCAGAACUCAUUGCCAGGCAGCUACUACUCAUUUCUUUGGGAUUAGAGAGAACAACACGAUGUGGACUUUUGGAAAAAACCAGACGUUUCCUCGAGGUUUAUGGUAACAUCCUACUAAGACCGCCGACAUCUAGAUACGUAAUCGCAAAAGCCCGUCAACUAGUUGCAAUGAUUACUAAUCCAGAAUAUAUGAAUGGUCUUCUACCUUACGUCUCUGUGGAACAAAUGAAAUAUCGAGAAAAAGACUAUAUGGAAAAUCUUUUAAAUUUUUGGACUACUGGUAAUACCAAUCAAUUUAAUGCAUGCGAGCUUUGGGAACAUCGUAUUAGGUAUAGUCUUGGAGUCAGAUAUGAUAAUAGAGCUGGCGUUUAUGACUGGGAUUAUCAUAUGCGUAUAAAAGAAAUAGCCAGUCAAAUAUGUGUACAAGAAUAUAAACAUUUUAGAGAGCAUGGUGUUCCUUUUACGUGGCUAGAGACGGAAGUUUGUCGACCAAAUGUGACUCUGGCUGCUGGUGUUUAUAAGUGCGGUGAUCGUUAUCUCCACAGAGGUUAUUUAGGAGAUAUGGUAACAUCUCCGUAUAUUGGUUAUGGACUAGAUUGUGAAGACAAAGAUAUGCUGAAGUCUUCCCACGGAGUUAAUUAUAAAAGAGCGACAGACAUAUCUGAACGUAACGUAAUGAGGAUGCUUUAUGAAGUGGAACAUAGACAAAAAUUUGAUGCACAAUUAAUGAAUAUAGAUAUGGAACAAAAUUUAGGAAUGGUUGUGAUGAGUGAAUUAGAUGCUAAACUUUCCGAGAAUAGGCCAGAGGCACCUUUACUACUUCGUGAAGAUCGUGAUACAUACAUAAAUGUCGAUUACGGGAAGAUUCAUUUCCUUUCUCUGUCAGCGCUGGAUCAUUAUCCACAUAAACCUCAGUUCCAGGGUUUAUUUCAUGGUGUUUUUGUGGGUCACAAUAUUCUGCCAAAAAUUAAACCGAGCGUUUGGUCGAUGGCUAGAGACGAUGCUGUUGUUAUAAUGGAGACUCGUAAAUACAUGGUCGAAUUGAAAAGAGAGGAUGUUAAAGCAUUCGGAGAACAAAUCCAGCAAGCUGCUCUUGCGGCACAGUGUGAGAAGAUAAGUUCAUUCGACCCACAAAAAGAUGAUUUUGCCAAAUUUCUAAUUAGAAGGACGAGCGAUAGUACUGAUAUAUCGAAUUAAUUUACUGUUUUAAUCAAUAUAUACUACUCACAUAUUACUAUCAUUAGUGUUUCAAU